UGUCUCGUUUUGUACCAGGAAUGUAUGUUACUAUCUAAGUAUGGAGAGUGCAAUCACGCUGUGGCAGUUCCUUUUGCAGUUGCUGCUAGACCAGAAACAUGAGCACCUGAUUUGCUGGACGUCUAACGAUGGCGAGUUCAAGCUACUCAAGGCAGAAGAAGUGGCUAAGCUGUGGGGACUCAGAAAAAACAAAACUAAUAUGAAUUAUGACAAGCUGAGCAGAGCGCUCAGAUACUAUUAUGACAAGAACAUCAUCAAGAAAGUGAUUGGACAAAAAUUUGUCUACAAGUUUGUCUCCUUUCCUGAGAUUUUGAAAAUGGAUCCACACGCCGUGGAGAUCAGCAGAGAGAGCCUGUUGCUGCAGGACAGCGACUGCAAGAUGCCUUUGGAGAGCCGGGAGCAGCACAAGCACAGCUUGUCUGCGCUGAAAAGCACAAGUCGAAAUGAGUACAUCCACUCUGGCCUGUACUCCUCUUUCACCAUCAACUCGCUGCAGAACCAGCCAGACCCCUACAAGCCAAUCAAAACAGAAAAACUGGAGGAGAAGUCAGAAGGAAACACACCUGUCGAAGAGGUUCGGACUGUUAUAAGAUUUGUGACAAACAAAACAGACAAACAGGUUAUGAGGCCCAUUGUGUCGUUGCCUUCCACUUCCGAAACAGCGGCUGCCUCUGCUUUUCUCAGCUCUUCAGUAUCAGCUAAACUGUCUUCCUUAAUGUUACCCAACAGUGCCAGCAUUUCCUCUCCUUCAUCAUCAUCCUCCCGGUCCCCGUCUCUGUCUCCCACCUCGCCGCUCCCUGCAGAGCACAGGAGCCUCUUCUUUGAGUCCAGUUGCCACGACUCGGAUUCGCUUGAACCUCUGAACCUCUCCUCAGGUUCCAAGGCAAAAUCUCCAUCGCUUCCCCCAAAGGCUAAAAAACCCAAAGGCUUGGAAAUUUCCGCCCCACCUAUGGUUCUUUCCGGCACCGAUAUUGGUUCCAUUGCCCUCAACAGCCCUGCGCUUCCUUCGGGAUCCCUGACUCCAGCUUUCUUCACUGCCCAGACCCCAAAUGGAUUAUUGCUGACCCCGAGCCCGCUGCUGUCUAGCAUCCACUUCUGGAGCAGCCUCAGCCCUGUCGCUCCUCUGAGUCCUGCCCGGCUGCAGGGACCAAACACUCUGUUCCAGUUUCCCACUCUGCUAAACGGCCACAUUCCAGUGCCACUUCCCAGUCUGGAUGGAGCCUCCUCUCCAGUCCUGCUCUCGCCAAAUGCCCACAAAUCCUGAUGAUGCCUCAACACGUCAAGGACUCACUGGUGGAUUUAACACUUCAUUCCUAUGGGCUCCUUUUUCCUGUGUCAUGAGAAGGACAUUGUGAAACCCUCUAUUACUUUGGUUUGCACUUUUCAUUACAUGGAUAAUCUACUUUUAUUAUGUUAGCAUUUUAAAACAGUGUUUAUAUAUAAAAAUAUAUAUAAAUCUGUUUUGCAUUAAAUGAAUUAUAAUUUUUUUAUAUCAUAGCUCUCAAGUGUUGAACACUUCUGUUGUUGAUGAAGUACUUCUCUUAAUGGAUUGCAACAAUGUAUCUAAUAAGGAUGUGAAGCUUGUUUUAAUCCCUUUUUCUGCAUAUUAUGCAUUGUGCUUGUGUAAACUAUAACCGGCUGUGCCUUCUUUUGCAUAAUGUCAUGUAAAUGAUUUAUAUAUUUUCUAGUAUUAAGAUAAAAAGUUGAAAGACAAAACUAGUAUUGAAGAGCCCUAUGGUAGUAUUUCAGUAUUUUCUCCACAGAUAGGCCGUAUGAUGCAGUGUAUUCAUGUAACUUUGUAUUAAGUGCUUUCAAAUUGUAUAAAAAUAGCCUUAUAACUUUUCUUUGCUGAAUUGAAAGGCGUAAUAACUGUUACAGUCAGGAAGUGCAUUGAAAAGAAACAGAGCCACGUUCACCCGCUCGUGCCCAAGCACCUCUGUGGAGUUGCAAAGGGAGGAA
This is a messenger RNA of Tinamus guttatus (white-throated tinamou), 1959 nucleotides long. The record is from RefSeq and is a predicted model, not a curated record. Lineage: Eukaryota; Metazoa; Chordata; Aves; Tinamiformes; Tinamidae.